AUGAACACGCUUGUAGCUGGAUACCAGUUCCCAGUCGAGAACCAGCUUCAUCUGUUACCAGGACGAUGUCAGUCUGAGGAGGCAGCGACCGAACUGGGCCCUGAAGAGGAGGAGGGAGGACGUGAAGAUGAAGGUGAAGAGGGAGGAAGAGGAGGAGCACGGGUUGCCUUGGAAACCCGCAACUCCCCUGUUUACUGCGUCUGCAGGAAGCCAGACAUCAACUGUUUCAUGAUAGGGUGCGACAGCUGUUCUGAGUGGUUUCAUGGAAGCUGUAUUGGAGUUUCAGAGAAAGCAGCUAAAGCCAUCAGAGUGUGGUACUGUCCGUCCUGCAGAGACAGAAACUCGUCUCUGGAGAUUAAAUACCGUCCGAAGAAGAUAAAGGAAAAGGAGGAGAAAGAGGCGGGGCCAGAUGGAGACGACACGCUUGAGGCAGAUGGAAGCUCCACCCCCCACCCUAAGAUGGACAGGAGGAGGAGCUCUCAGAUCAAGCGUUCGGCCAGGAUGUGUGGAGAGUGCGAGGCGUGCCUGAGGACGGAGGACUGCGCUCAGUGCGACUUCUGCAAAGACAUGAAGAAGUUUGGAGGUCCCAACAAAAUCCGACAGAAGUGCCGACUCAGGCAGUGUGAGGUCCGAGCGAGGAAGAUGCUUCGGGUCCGAGACGAGGAGAUGGCUCGGAGCGGCGCCAGGGGGCGGAGCCUUUUGAGGACAGGGUCAGGGCAUCAGACAGACGAUGAUGAGGAUGAUGAGGAGGAAGAUGAGGUUUUCAGCGAGAGUGAGCUGGAGCUUUACGAGCAGUACAGAGCUGCCGGAUACAGAGACAUGGUGUGGCACAGCGAGGACGAAGACACUCAGUCAGACUCUCCGAGGAAGAAGGCGGUGAAGGUGAAACACGUGAAGAGACAAGAGAAGAAGCCGGAGAAAAAGAAGACUGUGUCCGUUCCUAAAGAGGAGGUGAAGCCACGGCGCCACAAAGCGAAGCAGCGGCACAAGGAGCGCGUGCGGCACAGCGAGCGAGCCUUAGAGGGCGGAGUCAAAGAGGUGGGCGGGUCCGUGAGGCAGUGUCUGGGUCCAGGAUGUGUGGAACCAGCGAGGACCAGCUCUAAAUACUGCUCAGAUGACUGUGGGAUGAAGCUCGCCACCAAUCGUAUCUACGAGAUCCUGCCUCAGAGGAUCCAGCAGUGGCAGCAGAGUCCGUGCAUUGCAGAGGAGAUGGGGCGGAGACAGCUGGAGCGAAUCAGGAGGGAGCAGCAGGCGGCGAGACUCCGCCUCACGCUGAUGGAAAAACGUUUUCACGAGCUCGAAGGCAUCAUCGCCAACGCCAAACUGCAGCAGGUCCAACAGCAUGAGGAGGUGACUGAAGGUGACGGUGAUGACACUGACCUUCAGAUCUUCUGUGUGUCCUGCAGUCACCCCGUCAACCCAAAGGUGGCGCUGAGACACAUGGAGAGAUGCUAUGCUAAGUAUGAGAGUCAGACGUCGUUCGGCUCCAUGUACCCAACACGUAUAGAAGGAGCCACCAGGUUGUUCUGUGAUGUGUAUAACCCUCAGAGUAAGACGUACUGUAAGCGGCUGCAGGUUUUAUGUCCUGAACACUCCAGAGAUCCAAAGGUCCCGGCUGACGAGGUCUGCGGCUGUCCUCUGGUGAAAGACGUCUUCGAGCCGACCGGAGAGUUCUGCCGCGUUUCUAAGAGGAAGUGUAACAAACAUUACUGCUGGGAGAAACUGCGCCGGGCAGAGGUCGACCUGGAGCGAGUCCGAGUGUGGUACAAACUGGACGAGCUGUUCGAGCAGGAGAGGAACCUGAGGACGGCCAUGACCAACCGAGCUGGUUUACUGGCUCUGAUACUGCACCAGACGAUCCAGCACGACCCAAUCACCACUGACCUGCGCUCUGCCAAGGACCGGUAGACAGGUGAAGACAGACAGGUAGACAGGUGAAGACAGACAGGUAGGGACUGACAGGUA
Molecule: messenger RNA, 1965 nt
Organism: Limanda limanda (common dab)
Lineage: Eukaryota; Metazoa; Chordata; Actinopteri; Pleuronectiformes; Pleuronectidae
Gene: cxxc1a
Product: CXXC finger protein 1a
Exons: 14
Coding region: 1-1908 (635 amino acids)
Biological process (GO): positive regulation of DNA-templated transcription
Cellular component (GO): Set1C/COMPASS complex
Molecular function (GO): zinc ion binding; DNA binding
Source: RefSeq, a predicted model, not a curated record